AUGGAUUCCAAGCUACACAUAGUACAACUCACCGAAGCGAACUCAACCCUCGGUACAACUUCGUGGAAAUCGACGUCGGAUUCGGUCCGGCGUGCACUGGAAUUGCACGGAUGUGUGGUGGUGGAUUACGACAACGUUCAUGCAGCGGCGGCGGCGGCGGUGGAGGGCGGUGUGUUCGGGGUGUUGAAGGAGGUGUUUGGGCUGCCGUUGGAGACGAAGAUGAAACACAAGUCUGGAUUAUUAGGGUUUGGGUACGAAGGUAAUUAUCCAGAGAUGCCUUUGUUUCAGUGCUUUGGGAUUGAAGAUGGUGGGACCCACCAAGGUAUCAAAGACUUCACCACCCUCAUGUGGCCUCAUCACCAUGGACAUGACAUUUUCUGUGAAACUAUACACUCAUAUAGUAAUUUGCUAAGCGAAUUGCACAACACGGUGAUGAAAAUGGUGGUUAGUAGCUACGGCUUGGACGACAAAUACUACGACAACCUAGUCGAUUCUUCAUUGUACAUGACUAGGCUCAUCGAAUACCGUCCACCUGGCGAAAACGAGAGCGAUAUCGGCCUGCAGUCCCAUAGGGACAAGGGUUUUCUAACCGUGAUCGGUACGAAUGAAGUCAGAGGUCUGCAGAUCGAAACUCCAGGUGGCGAGUGGAUCGAUUUCGAGCCCUCGCCUUCCAAGUUCCUCGUCUUGGCCGGCGAAGCAUUCAUGGCAUGGAGUAAUGGAAGAAUAUAUAGUCCUCUACACAGAGUGGUAGCAAGAGGGGCUGAAAUGGAAAUAAGGUAUUCUGUGGGAUUCUUUUCUUUCAUUGGUGGAAUAUUGCAAGUUCCGGAGGAGCUUGUUGAUAAUAAAAAUCCAUUGAAAUUUAAGCCCUUCAAUAAUUUGGAAUUCUUGGAAUAUUGCAAGAAUGGUGGGGGGCCCACCACUGAAUCUGCUAUCAUAACAUAUUGCGGAAUUUGA
This is a messenger RNA of Erythranthe guttata (spotted monkey flower), 954 nucleotides long. RefSeq names its product putative 2-oxoglutarate-dependent dioxygenase AOP1. NCBI's taxonomy places the organism in Eukaryota, Viridiplantae, Streptophyta, Magnoliopsida, Lamiales, Phrymaceae. The record is from RefSeq and is a predicted model, not a curated record.